Messenger RNA from Grus americana (Whooping crane), 1918 nucleotides. RefSeq names its product single Ig and TIR domain containing (gene SIGIRR). NCBI's taxonomy places the organism in Eukaryota, Metazoa, Chordata, Aves, Gruiformes, Gruidae. Gene Ontology annotation, biological process: signal transduction. The coding region runs from base 269 to 1516 and encodes 415 amino acids. The record is from RefSeq and is a predicted model, not a curated record. The transcript has 10 exons.
AAUAAAUAAACUAUUUUCUAAAAAAAAAAAGAAAAGAAAAACCAAGCACUGAUCUGGCAAGUCCAGUUGGCUGGAGCGGCGCUCGAGGGAGGCGGCUGGCAGGAAGCCUGCGGCCGGGGCACCGGGGGAAGCUCCGAAGGCCCAGCCCGCCCUGCGGCGGUGGCAGGUGGACUUUGCCCCCCGGAAGACGCCGCGCCGCGGGGCCCUCCUCUCGCGGGUGGCCCGCUGGUGAUGCCGGCAGCCGCCCCGCACAUCGCCUGAGCACGCCAUGGCAGACCUUUGCAGCGUGCCCCCCGAAAUCCUGGUCCCGGCUGCCAACGAGACACUGGAUCUGGUGCUGGGGAGCCAGAUAGCGCUGAACUGCACCGUGCGCUGGGCGGCCACCGAGCGCUGCGAGCCCGUCCCCGCCUGGACCAAAGACGGGCAGUGGCUGGGCAGCGAGAGCAGCCAGGACACCGCCUGGUUUGGCCAAAAUGCCUCGGAGCGGCUCCUCGCCAGCGUCCUGCAGCUCAACCUCACGCAUGAUGCUGACUUCGGGGUGUUUGCCUGCUGGCUCAGCAACGCCACAGCCACCUUCACCCUGCGGCGAGCGGAGGCGGCAGGGCACGCGCCCGCGGUGCUGGCAGCCCUCCUGGUCCUGGCCCUCCUGGUGCUUCUGGCCGGGCUCUACAUCCGAUGCCGCCUGAGCGUGCUCCUCUGGUACCGCGACCGCUAUGGCGAGCUGGAGAUCAACGACGGGAAGCUGUACGACGCCUACGUCUCCCACGCCACUGCCCCAGAUGACCGAAAGUUUGUCCACUUCAUCGUGAAGCCGCAGCUGGAGAAUCGCUACGGCUACAAGCUCUUCCUGGACGAGCAAACCAUCCUGCCCAACUCAGAGCCCUCGGCCGACCUGAUCAUGAACGUGAGCCGGUGCCGGCGUCUCAUCGUGGUCCUCUCCGUCGCGUACCUGGAGCAAGACUGGUGCAACAGCAGCUUCAGGGAAGGGCUCUGGAGGCUGCUGGAGCUUUCCAAGAAACCCAUCUUCAUCGUCUUUGAGAGCCAGUACCGGGAGAUCACCCACCCCGCCAUUAGCCUGCUGAAGCAGCACCGGAGCGCGGUGACCUUGCUGGUGUGGCGAGCCAGCUCCAUGACCCCGUCAUCGGACUUCUGGAAGGAGCUGUGCCUGGCCCUGCCCCGCAAGGUGUCCUUCCAGGGGACCGUGGGGGACCCACAGACCCAGCUGCAGGAGGACAAGGACCCCAUGCUGAUCCUGCACAGCAGCUACCUGGACAGCGGUGGAGACCUCCACCCGGACGGGGACCUCGGUACAGGCCUCCGAGGGUGCAUUUUCAGAAGCCCCCCGCCUCCCCGCAUCGGCGGCCCCGGCGCUCCCAUGGCUUCGGCUGCCGGCACGACAGAGGACACACAGCCGAGGGACGGCCAGAGACCUGAGCUCGACGUCUCAGACCUGGGAUUGCGCAACUACGGUGCCCGCACAGACUUCUACUGCCUGGUGACGGAGGAUGACAUCUGAGUGGGGCCGGGGGCCAGCAAAGGCGGCAUCCCCCUUCCCCACGGGGCCGCAGGGACCCAGAUCACAGCCAGAGGAGCUUGGGCUUUAUGAUGGGACCAAAGCCAAGGUCUUGGUGGGAAAGACAGAAGCCAGCUCCUUCUGGCAGCAUGCUCCAUGGUGGAAAACCAGCACCAGUGGACAGCCCUGCCCGUAGUGCCUGGGCACCCGCGGGUGCAGGGCCCCCCUCCCUCACCGUGGGCGGCAGGGACAUUUUUCCUGUGUGAUGGACAAGCGCUGGGAUAGGAGGUGCUCUCUGAGGAGCAACAUGCCCCACUCCCAGUGGCUGAAAAUAUCCAACGGGAACGGCUGCGGCACCCUCUCUCCCGCAGAAACCCCCGUGGCAAUAAAAUGCUGCUGCUCCAA